GCCAGUACGUCGCUGCGCGCCAGCCACGCUGGGUUGUGCGCGAUAACGAGCUGGCCAUUUAAAAUUACCACGACACCUGAUUUAAAAAAAUACGAAUGACAUCGCGCUUUUCGAAAUUCAAUUUUUAGUUCGAAAUUUAAAAUUUAGUGCAAAUUGUGCAUAAACAUAUGCAAGAUUUUGUGACUUUUAAAUGAGAUCGUUAUUCGUGUUUCUUUGAAAUAUUUUCAGGAAAAGAAGCCUAUCCACAAUGGAUUUGGAGUUCAGAAACCUCACCUAUACUGUGUACAGUCGCAUAACUAAAGGAGAUCAGAAACAGAUUGUAAAGGGUGUCAGUGGUAGAUUCCUGUCGGGACAGCUUGUUGCUAUCAUGGGUCCCUCGGGUGCCGGCAAAAGUUCACUGCUCAACGCUAUAUCAGGAUACAGAUCAGCUGGCGUCACAGGCGAGCUGCUGGUGAACGGGCAGGUGCGUGACGAGCGACAGUUCCAGAGGUCUUCUUGCUACAUCACGCAGGAAGAUCUGCUGCAGCCAUAUCUCUCGGUACGCGAGGCGCUGGACGUGGCCGCCAGUCUUAAGCUAUCGAAAGGUGUAAGCGCACCUUGCGAAGAAAUACUUCAAGAGUUGGGGCUGUUGGAACAUCAGCACACGAAGACUGAUCAGUUAUCAGGAGGACAGAAGAAAAGAUUGUCAAUAGCCUUGGAGUUGGUAAAUAAUCCCCCAGUGUUCUUCUUGGACGAGCCAACUAGCGGGCUAGAUACUGUUACUACAGUCCAAUGCGUCAAACUAUUGCGACAGCUUGCAAGACAGGGUAGAACAGUAGUGUGUACUAUACACCAACCUGCUGCCUCGCUUCUAGAACUCUUUGAUCAGGUAUAUGUGAUAGCUGAUGGUCUAUGCAUAUAUCAAGGAGACACAGAAGCGAUGGUUCCACAUUUACAAAGCGUUGGAUUACCGUGUCCUAGACAUUACAACCCAGCUGACUUCAUCAUCGAAGUAACAGAAAAUCCACAAAACAUAAUUAUACUAUCAGAACAAAUUCAUAACGGAAAGUUGUACAAAUCGUCAAAAUUGGAUAUCCCACCUAUCGAAACGUCUAACAAUUUGCAACUAAAAAUUUGUUACCAAGCAGAAGAUCAAAAUAGCGAAACAGAGAUCGUAUUAUCCAACCAAAAGUGUUACAACGCGAAUCAAUAUGAAGUUAGAAACUCUAUGACGUCACUAUCGAGCCAAGUAUCCAGAGACAACUCGUCAUUAGCCUGGAUGAAAGUACAAAAGUCCGAACUGGGGAGAUAUCCAACGACAUGUUUUGAACAAUUCUUGAUACUGCUGCGACGGAUGUUGAAACAAAUAUCAAGAAAUAGACAAGCUCUAUGGAUCCAGACGAUACACCACACGAUGUGCGGCGUGCUGAUAGGACUUUGCUUCUUCGACAUGGCCAACGACGGCACGCAAAUGUUCAAUCACUUGAAGAUGUGCGUCGGCCUCGUUAUAUUCUUCGCGUACACUCAAAUCAUGGUCCCAGUCUUAGUCUAUCCACAGGAAGUGAAACUUGUAAAGAAAGAACAUUUUAACGGCUGGUACAGUUUGUGUCCGUACUACGCCGCGUUAACGGUGUCCAAGCUGCCGGUACAAGUUACGUUGAACAUUGUCUUCUGUACCAUCGUGUACUUCAUGGUCGGUGUACCGUUCGGAGUGAUGCGGUUCAUCUGCUUCUGUCUCAUAGCUAACAUCGUCUCUCUCGCGUCUGAGGGCAUGGGGAUGGCUAUCGGAUCCGUCUUUAACGUUCAAAAUGGCUGUGCUAUCGGACCAACGGCGAUAGCUCCCUUCCUUGGUCUGGCUAUCUACGGCUUCGACUUCGCUCAUCGCAUCCCUCUGCUGAUGAACAUCCUCAUGAAGACCUCCUUCAUCAGGUGCGGCGUUGUCGCCAUGGUCCUCACAAUAUUCGGCUUCGGCAGAACACCACUAGAAUGCAAAGACAUGUAUUGUCACUUCGCGAAACCCGACGUCCUAUUAAAAUAUCUAGAUAUAGAGAAAACAUCAGUCUGGUUUGAAAUGAGCUUAAUAAUUCUGAUAAUGGUGAUUUUUAGGUUAUUAUGCUUCUUCGGUUUAAAAUGGCGAUUUGCAACAUGAUUGUAAUUUUUAAAUAUAGCUUUUUAAAACCAGUACAAACUGAUGUGAUAAAUUAAGACUCUUAAAUCUUUAACUCUAAAUAUAGGUAUUUCUAAACCAAUACGAUUUAGGGUUCUUAAUGUAGCGUACCCUUAUCGAAUUUCUAAAAUUGGACGGGUUUUAGCUAAGGGCUAGUUUUAGCCAAAGACGUAGGCUUUGAGACUAGUGACUGAUUUUAAAUAACAACCAACUAUUAAACAAUAGGUUUGGAAGACUUUUUUUUCAUUAUUGUUAAAUGCUAAUCAAACUUCAGAAUAUUGAACAACCUUUGUAUUUCACUCGGAUUUUGUAAUGUGAACAAUUUAUGAGUAGUAAUAUAUAUUUUUUAGAUAUGCAAUUUGUAAUCUCCGUAUUUAAACCAUUGCAAAAGUAAGCAUUACGGCUAACUCAAAUAAUUCAUUAUAUCAAAAAAAAAACGUUUUGAAAUAAAAGAAUACAUUUUUUACUAUUAGCCUUUUGAGCAUUGGCUGGCGAUGCUUUUAGUCAUAGAUAUUUUUGUCUGAAACAGUAACUACCAACGUACCUGAAUCGAUCUGUCGGGUAAUAAUUCGGCUUUAAAGUAUAAAAAAAAUAUUUAUCCAUAAAUUAUUAUAAUGAGGUGUAUAAUUUUAAGAUAUAUUUAAUUAAUUUCUUUACACAUUAGGUACUAAUUUUUAAUUAUUUCUUGAUUUUAACAUGACAUAGGAAUAAAUGAUUUCAUGGUGAUAUAAUAAAAAUGUAAGGGAUAACAUUUUGUUAAGACGAUCUAGUCUUUAAGGUUUUUUUUUUUUAAUCCAGGAUAAAAUUACUCUUUAUAACAAUAAUUAUAAAAGCAGACAGUAAUUUUUUAGUUCUGUUAUGUAGUCAAGAGAUGGUAAACUUUCUUUCGUACUUUUUGUAAUAAAAACCACAAUAUUA
Papilio polytes (common Mormon) is the source of this 3064-nucleotide messenger RNA. RefSeq names its product ATP-binding cassette sub-family G member 1. The record is from RefSeq and is a predicted model, not a curated record. Gene Ontology annotation, molecular function: ATP binding; ABC-type transporter activity; ATP hydrolysis activity. The transcript has 10 exons. The coding region runs from base 248 to 2128 and encodes 626 amino acids. Gene Ontology annotation, cellular component: plasma membrane. NCBI's taxonomy places the organism in Eukaryota, Metazoa, Arthropoda, Insecta, Lepidoptera, Papilionidae.